This is a messenger RNA of Fusarium sp. VM40, 1845 nucleotides long. The record is from the annotation of a GenBank genome assembly. Lineage: Eukaryota; Fungi; Ascomycota; Sordariomycetes; Hypocreales; Nectriaceae.
AUGGCUUCUCUUCAAUUGCGCGCCCAGCGUGCUGCUCUUGGGAGCUUGCGGACUCCUACCACAGCCAGCUGCAGAGCAUCGAGGUUACCGGCGUCCUUCUACCGUUCAUACGCUACCGAGAUCGAGCCUCAGAGGCCGAAUAAACCUGCCCGGCAGAGCAAUGAGACCAAGGUUGGAAGGACGUUCCAGGGACAGGUCAUGGGCAGCAUUGGAGCUCGAUUGAGGCGGGAGCGGGAGCAGAGGGCGCAGUAUGAGGAGUGGCGCGAUAUGACGGAUCCUACAAGGAAUUGGAUGAUCACCUUUGUCUUCAUCUCGGGUGUUGGCAUUUCAUACUGGCUUGGAACUUUCUGGCCAAGGGAACCAGAACCUACAUCGACAUUGCCUCUCGACAAGACCAGGGCGCCCGUACAUAACACCAAGCUCGAGAAUAUGCAGGCCGCCUGGGCCGACUUUGUUAAGAUUGUUGGACAAGACAAUGUUAGCACCGCCGAGAACGAUAUUGAGCACCACGCAACCUCAAGCUGGUCCUCGCACCAAGCAAACCCCGAAGAUCGACCCUUCUGUAUUGUAUAUCCUGGAAGUACUGAGGAGGUAUCCGAUAUUAUGAAGAUCUGCCAUAAACGCAAGAUCCCUGUUACGGGCUACAGCGGCGGUACUAGUCUUGAAGGUCACUUUACCCCUACUCGCAAGGGCAUUUCUAUCGACUUCGGCCGUAUGAACAAGAUCAUCAACCUUCACAAGGAGGAUCUCGAUGUUGUUGUCCAGCCCGCUAUGGGCUGGGAGGCUCUGAAUGAUCACCUUGGCCAGGAGGGUCUUUUCUUCCCUCCCGACCCCGGCCCUGGUGCUAUGAUUGGAGGUAUGAUCGGUACUGGAUGUAGCGGUACUAACGCCUACCGCUACGGUACCAUGCGUGAAUGGGUUCUCAGCUUGACUGUUGUUCUCGCCGACGGCACCGUCAUCAAGACCCGGCAACGGCCUCGCAAGAGUUCUGCUGGCUACGACCUUACCAAGCUCUUCAUUGGCUCCGAGGGUACUCUCGGUCUUGUGACUGAAGCCACCCUUAAGGUCACUGUCAAGCCCGAGUCAACCAGCGUUGCUGUCUGCAGUUUCCCCUCAAUCCGUGAUGCCGCAAACUGUGUGGGCAAGGUUGUGGGCCAGGGCAUCCCCGUGGCGGCUGUCGAGAUUCUCGACGAUAACCAGAUGAAGUGCAUCAACGACGCCGGAAUGACAUCACGAGCCUGGACUGAGGCGGCCACGCUUUUCUUCAAGUUCGCCGGUACUCCCGCUGGUGUCAAGGAGCAGAUCGCCCAAGUCAAAGGCCUCGCCAAGCAGGCCGGCAGCAAGACCUUUGAGUUUGCCAAGAGCCAAGAGGAGCAAGACGAGCUGUGGAGUGCGCGCAAGGAAGCUUUGUGGAGCACAACGGCUGUCAAGAAGCCCGGCGACCACGUGUGGACUGGCGAUGUCGCCGUGCCCAUGAGCAAGCUGCCAGAUCUGAUUGAGGAUACCAAGAAGGAUAUGGCAAGGAGCGGCCUGUUCGCUUCUAUCGUGGGUCAUGUUGGUGACGGCAACUUCCACACUAUCCUGCUGUACAACGAUUCUCAGCGAAAGACGGCCGAGGCUGUGGUGCAUCGCAUGGUCAAGAAGGCUGUUGAGAUGGAGGGUACUGUGACGGGUGAGCAUGGUGUUGGUCUCGUCAAGCGGGAUUACCUCCCCCAUGAGCUUGGCGAGACUACAGUAGAUGCUAUGCGACAGAUCAAGAAGGCUUACGAUCCUCUGUGUCUGCUCAACUGCGACAAGGUUGUGCGCGUAGAAAAGCCCAAGAAGGGUGAAGUUGAUGAAUGGUAA